AUGGCGCCGCACGGAGUUGAGCUCAACACUCUCAAGCAGUGUCUCGAGUUCCUGAUGUGGUUGAAGAAUGAUAGUGGUAAGCAACAAGAGGUGGCCCAAAAUCUACAUGAACGUAUCAAACAAUAUUUUCAUGAGAGUAAAGAUAAUUUCAACCUAGACAACGUUAGAAAGGGCUUGUCGGAUUUCCUUGGCCACGUGUCAGCGUUCUACACGAGGUUAUGCAAAGACCCAGCGCCCGGCAGUUAUACAGGGAUAGGUGCUGACAAAGUCGUCAAUGCCCUUCUGGAAUGCUUGCCCAAGUUCCUCGCUGCCAUAUAUUUUUUGGAAUACUGCGUGAAUCAGGCAUUCAAAGACCUGGGCGGGGGAGGGUGGCAGCAGAACUGGCCUGCGUGGGAUGCAGGUACGUCUUCUGGUGGCGAUCUCGCUAAAUAUCUCUACGCGAAAACCGAUGACCAAAAGUACAACUCAAGCACCGGCCUCAUACCCGGGGGCUUCACUUACGGCGAUGUGAGCUAUUAUGCACUUUUGCGGUCUUACUACCAGGGUUAUAAUAUGGUUGGGGACCUUAAUGCCAUCAUGAGCAAAGGCAACUACAAUUUCCUGCGCAGUGUGUUUGUCACUUCGGUGUUCUCCACAGAUCGUGGCACCGCUAUGCAGAACACUGCGAACGCGGUGUCAUUGGUCAGAACCUUUUGCGAUAUUGUAAAAGAUGAAAGACGGGACAACGGCGGAACUCUGAAAAUAGCCCUGGAAGCUGGCUUUAGAAAAUACGGGUCCCAAAAUUCUAUAUGCUGGGCCGACCUAAAAUCCCACUGCGCUGAGCUUAGGGAAAAAAUUCGCAAGCUCUUCAAUAACCCGAAACGCUUUGACUUCACAGGGCAAUCGACGGGCACCGAUAACCUUGAUAAAGAGGAGCUUGCGAGGGAAACGGCAAAUUGGAUGAGAGAGAAGCUGAACCAAGUGCGGGGGAAAUUGGUGAAUAUUAAAACAGAUGACCCUGCCGUCAGCAAUCCCAAGACAGACAACCUUGGCGCAUACUCCACUAAUAACAUUUUCCCCUACGGAUUCACGUUAAAAGGCCGCUUCCACAUGUCGCACAAUGAAGUGAAGGCUUUGAUGCAGGAUUGGCGUGAGGUAAUCGAUGACCUUAAGAAAGCGGAUGACGGUUUGGAUAAGCUUAAACAAAUUUUGGAUGGCACUUAUAGGGUUUCGUGUCCCCCACCUCCACCGAAAAAGCCUGAGGUGCCGCCUGCCAAGAAAUCUGAAGGAGCACAGAACCAAGGCAAGAAGGUGGAGGGAGCACAGAACCAGGGCAAGAAAAGUGAGGGAGCGCAGAACCAGGGGAAGAAAGCGGAGGAAGCACAGAACCAGGGGAAGAAGACGGAGGGAACUCCAAAUCAGGGUGAGCCGCUUGGCCCUACAACGUCGAUGUCAACAAAUCAGAACAACGGUCAAGGUGAACAAAAGUUUCCACCUCCACCAGGUGUAACAUCUACUGCCUCAGAUACGUCUCCCGGUGAUCCAGGAGCUCCAGGUCCGGCAGGAUCUAAAGGUGAUCGAGACCAGCAAGGGCCUCCUGUUACAGUAACUCCGGGGUCUUCUCCGCCCCAAGAUACAUCAGUUAAACAAGUCGUUCAGACUCAACAACCUGGUCCAGUACAGCCAGUUCGUCCCCUUCCGCCUCCAACUGCUCCCCCCAGUGAUUCUGGACUCCCCGGCCCCGCUGGUCAGCCAGGUGUAGGUCCGGGUUCAACGUCCGUUGACACUCAAGGUCUACCGUCUGGUGUCUCUCAAGGCAAUGGACCUCCCCAGAUUCCGAGUGUUUCAGGUCAAGGCCCUGGGCCAACUGGUGAUCAGAGGACUGGGCCACAAGGUGGUGGAGAGGCUGGGAAAGGCGACGACCUAGGCGGUGGUCAACAAAGUAAUCGAGACUCCACUCAACCAACAAAUAAAGGUACCGACCAUAAUCCAAGCAACGUCGCUACUCCGUCGAGUGCCCCGGUGCCUGGAGUAGGUGGCGGUGGGAAAGCUGCACCUGCCAAAAAGUGUGUGACCUUUAAUCUUACAAAUCUUCUGAAACAUAGCAAUGAUGGUGACACGACUGAAUUUUGUGACUACGAUUAUAACCCUCCUGCCCCAAAGCACUAUAAAGUUAAUGACGCAACCAGCGAACAAAUCUGGGAGGAGUAUAAGCAGCGUGAAAUAUUGCCGCCGAUUAAAGAAAAAUUAGAAGCAAGGAGACGUGAAAAGGAAGAGGAGGAACGCCGAAAAGAAGACGAGCGUCAACGUAAAUAUCAGUCCAUGCUUCCAGACAUCCAAGUUGUGUACAAGGCGCGGGAUGAGCGUCUAUUCGAUAUUGCAGCAAAGCAUAGAUCCGACUUUGAUCAUUUCAUGAAGAGCGAUUUAGAAGUCAGCGGGGAAGUCAUACGAGAAUCUCCGGAUGUCACAGUAGAGAUCACGAAACCUGCUGCAGCUGCCAAAACAAAAGAUGAUGACAUGCCUGAUCCCUCAACGCCGCAGAGUUCACAACCGCCUGCAUCGCCAGUACUUAAUGGAGCGGUCGUCACCUCCGAUGCUAUUAAGGCUUUUCGUCCCGCUUCACCGCCCAAACCGUUCUCCGCUAUGCCCAUCACACCUGCUGGUUUCGAUGGACAGUCUAUAACCAAAUCGACACCUAAAAGAGCUCACCCUGGAGCCAGCAAACGCUUAAGACACUACCUACAGAACUACGCUGAUGUUGAAACGUCUGUCAUAGCACCAGUUAAAGAGACGCAUAAACCUACGCACAUCAUGGCCAGCGGAGAGGCAAUGCCAAACGCCAAAGGCAUACCGAAUUCCACUCCACACGGGUUUUUCGCUGCCAUUGGCAUACCUGAGGGCCGACCGUUAAAACCAGCGAACUAUGUCCGGGCUUUGCCGCCCGUGUCGGACAUCACAGGCAAGAGUAUACCUGAUCGUGAUCUAAAUGCACGCCUUCUGCCUCUUUCACCAAUUGGUAAGCAACCUGUUCCCAUAAUGCAGCCUGGUAAAAGAGAACAAGAUGUGGACCGUUACCAGCCUGCCGUUAUUCGCAGAGACCUAAUUCGUCCCAAAUUCCCGACCAUUGUUGAGUAUAUUGAUGAUCACCCGGGGCUUAUGAUCGAUCCAGGCAUCUGCCCAGCGUCUUAUGGAAAUUCCGUCCUACCGGUUGGCCGAAUGGUACCGCCCACAGAUUAUUCCAGUCCAUCACCUAAGACGGUGCGUGAAAUGCUGUGCUGGCUGAGCGAUCUGCCUGGUACGCCGGGGCUGCUGUGCCAGUUGCUCAACUACGUCUAUGCGGCGUGCCAUCAGUUAUUGUUUCUCCGCACUCAGUGCAGCCGGGACACGCACUCUGGUGGAUGGCGUGACUGCAAGUUUGGUAGAGACGUGAAGGUCUCUAAAUCAUGGCAGUGCUCCAAAUCUCCGGUGGAUCCUACGAAAUUGAAGGGUCACGGCUGCGACGCCUCCCCGCUGCAGGGCUUUCUCACUGACCAGUCCGAUCUCUCCACCUACCGGUAUCGGCGGGGCGACAUAUGCCGGCGGAGCCGUGUGAAAUUGGGCUUUCUUCCGGACAAUUUCCGUGAAGAGUCCAAACAUGGAUUCUACAUUUAUCAGAUUUUGAAAGGCCUGUGUUACAAUGCCGACCCACUGGAGAAGCUUUGCACAUACCUCAACUGCCUCACCAGGCGGACGCCGCGCACCACGGGGGAGCUUGUUUCCUUCUUCCACAAUAUCGGGAAUGAGCUUCAUGAUGCGGCUUCAAAGAGAUUGUCUCCACUGGGCUCCGCCCUCUCCAAGCCACAUGACCACUGCCCCGACUGGGACCACCUUGCUGCCGACGACCUCAAUGCCAUCCAGUACAUCCGGGGCCCCGCCCCUCCCACCGCCAACCACGACAAAGGCCAUUCCAGGACCCUGUCCACACUGGUUGGCUGCGACAUAACCAAUGCGCAGUGCCCACCUCAUAUUUCGUCCACCACCUACCGGGCCUACGCCCUGUACUCUUCCAGCUUCGUCCACGACUACCUCAGCUGGACGGUGUAUCUACCAGACAGACUGUGGGAGUCACUGCUCAAGAUGCAAGAUGAUCUCGAGAACCUUCACCGCCACGACAACAAGGCCAAGCCUCUCCACCAGUGCCCCGAAGCCCUGCCCCUCCUCUACUCUCACGGGUUCACGCCGCCGGAGGGCAUGCCUCAGACAUCACUCACAUGUUCGGAUGCCGUCGCCAAGCUGAAGGAAGUGGUCAACGGAAAGCCCAUCGCAAGCCUCGUGACCACCAUGGACAAUUUCCUAUACGGCAUCCGUCUACCGUUCCUCUACACCAUCAUCGCACUCUGGCUCAUCGCCACGCUCUACAUCCUCCACUCAUUCCUCACCGCCUGCAACUUGCUGUCCACGGCUUGGGCGGGGCUGAUCUUUGGGUCGGCGCCUUGGUUGGGGUCAGUCGCCUCGUCAAGCUGCUCGUGA
This is a messenger RNA of Babesia ovata, 4488 nucleotides long. Its product is annotated as Ribosome-binding protein 1. Lineage: Eukaryota; Apicomplexa; Aconoidasida; Piroplasmida; Babesiidae. The record is from RefSeq and is a predicted model, not a curated record. The transcript has 2 exons. Bases 1 to 4488 code for a protein of 1495 amino acids.